AUGGAAAAUCCAGACGACAAUACUAACAUUACUGAUGCACGAUUGAGAGAAGCACAACAACGAACCAUGGAAAGACUAAUUCGAGGAAUAGAAGAGUUGACUGAUCGAAUAGGAAGAUUGGAGAUUCAAAAUCAAGCACGACAGAGGAUUCCACAACCUACGCCCUCAACCGAUACAUAUGAGGGCGACAAUUCUGAUCACCACGAGGAUAAUCCACAUGCGGUUGGUCAUGGCUUGAUGCGAGGGCGAGACCAUGGAAGAAGGUAUCAUAAUUUACAACAACGAGUUCCUUAUGAUGAUAGAAUUGAUCGUAACGUGGGGAGCAUCAAAUUAAAACUUCCCAAGUUUUAUGGCAAAACCGAUCCAGAGGAGUACCUUCAAUGGGAGAAAACGGUGGAGUCGGUGUUCAACUGUCAUAAUUUUAGUGAUAAAAAGAAGGUACUGUUAUGCAUUGCUCAAUUCAAACAAUAUGCUCAAAUUUGGUGGGAUAAAUUGAUGUCAAGUAGGAGAAGAAACCUUGAAGCACCAAUUGAUUCAUGGUACGAGUUCAAAGAGUCCAUGAGGAAGCGUUUUGUUCCACAAUAUUUUCAACGGGACAUGGCGCAAAAGCUUCAAGCAUUGAAACAAGGACGCAAGUCUGUGGAAGAUUAUUACAAGGAGAUGGAUACAUUGAUGGAUCGACUUGCCUCGAUGAGGACAUGGAGCCCUCUCAUGGCGCGGUUUCUUAAUGGGUUAAACACAGAGAUUGCAGACAAGACUGAUUUACAGCCUUAUUCUAAUAUUGAGGAGUUGUUGCACAUUGCAAUUAAGAUCGAGAGGCAAAUCCAAAGAAGAUCUCAACGGUAUUCUUCUAAAACUUUUCCCAAUUCUACUUCUACAUGGAAAAAGGAUAGUAAGAACAUUGACUAUAAGCAUAGAAAUCAAGAGAUUAAUGAGAAGCCUCGAGCUAAAUUUGAGAAAGGAGAGAGUUCUAGAACAGGGAAAGAAAAAGUAGAAAAGUCUAAUGUUCGAAAUAGGGAUUUAAAGUGUUGGAGAUGUCAAGGGGUAGGACACUAUAGUAGAGAUUGCCCAAAUGCAAGAAUUAUGACCAUCAAGGAGGGAGAAAUUGUUACGGAUGACGAGGCACAUGACGACAUAAAUGAGGAAACUGAUGAGAGUGAGGAGUUUAGCGAAGAGGACCCUACACAUAUAUCUUUGGUUACUCGACGAGCUCUAAACACCCACAUUAAGGAGGACGGCCUAGACCAAAGAGAGAACUUGUUUCAAACUCGUUGUCUUGUUCAAUCUGUACCUUGUAGUGUUGUCAUUGAUAGCGGUAGUUGCACCAAUGUUGUGAGUUCCAUUCUGGUCAAAAGACUUAAUUUGAAGACACAACCACAUCCAAGACCCUACAAGCUUCAAUGGUUGAAUGAUUGUGGGGAAGUACGGGUAACUCAACAAACUCUUGUUUCAUUUACUAUUGGAAAAUAUGUUGAUGAUGUUUUAUGUGAUGUUGUAUCCAUGCAUGUUGGAGAUUUACUACUGGGGAGGCCAUGGCAAUUUGAUCGUCGGGUAAUGUAUGAUGGGUAUGCAAAUCGAUACUCUUUUACUCACAAUGGUAGAAAAACUACUCUUGUUCCAUUGUCUCCAAAAGAUGUAUUUAUUGAUCAUUGCAAACUUGAAAAGAAAAGGCAAGAGGCUGAUGCAAAAGCAGAGAUUGAAAAAGAAUCAAGUGAAAAAAUGAGCUUGAGUGAAAAGCAAGAGAGUAACACUCAGCCUAGAGAAAAAAAAGAGAGAAAAGCCAAAUCAGUAAGCUUGUAUGUUAGAUCAAGUGAGGCUAGGAAUGUUUUGCUCUCUAACCAGACUAUUCUUGUACUUAUGUGCAAGGGGUCUUGUUACUUUACUAACAUGCUUAACCCUUCUUUGCCUAGUGAUUUUGUUGUGCUUUUGCAAGAGUUUGAAGAUUUAUUUUCUGAGGAGAUGCCUAGUAGUUUGCCACCACUUAGAGGGAUUGAACACAAGAUUGACUUCAUUCCUGGCGCGCCCAUUCCAAACCGACCAGCAUAUAGGACUAAUCCAAAGGAGGCUGAAGAGAUACAAAGGCAAGUGAUGGCUUGGAUUCGAGAACGAAUCCUUCUCAAGAGGGGGAGAAUGAUAUGAACCACGACCAAAGAAUUUCCAUACCUCAAGGUCCAAUUACAAGGACGAGAGCCA
Messenger RNA from Cucurbita pepo subsp. pepo (vegetable marrow), 2193 nucleotides. NCBI's taxonomy places the organism in Eukaryota, Viridiplantae, Streptophyta, Magnoliopsida, Cucurbitales, Cucurbitaceae. The record is from RefSeq and is a predicted model, not a curated record.